UCACCUUAUGGACACCUUUUUGGCACUAGUUGAUUUGAACCGUCCAACCGUCCCCGGGAAGGAGAGUGGGAAAAAAAACCUAUAUUAAGCUCCUUCUCCCCUGGCUCUCCUCUCCUCUUUGUUUCCCUUUCCAACUUAACUAUACAAGUCUUCUUAUCAGACCAUCUCUCUCAACCACUUCUUUCUACCAACCCAAUUACACUAAACCAAUCCAAAAUGUCUGGAAUCAAGGCCGGUGACAGCUUCCCCUCUGACGUUGUCUUCUCUUACGUCCCCUACGCUGAGGAGUCCCAGGAGUUCUCCUCUUGCGGUAUCCCCAUCAACUACAACGCCUCCAAGGAGUGGGCCGACAAGAAGGUCAUCCUCUUCGCCCUCCCCGGUGCUUUCACCCCCGUCUGCUCCGCUCGCCACGUUCCCGAGUACCAGGAGAGACUCCCUGAGAUCCGUGAGAAGGGUGUCGACGUUGUCGCUGUCCUCGCCUACAACGAUGCUCACGUCAUGAGCGCCUGGAGCAAGGCCAACGGCGUCAAGAACGACGACAUCCUCUUCCUCUCCGACCCCGAUGCCAAGUUCUCCAAGAGCAUUGGCUGGGCUGACGAAGAGGGCCGCACCAAGCGUUACGCCAUUGUCCUCGACCACGGCAAGGUCACCUACGCCGCUCUUGAGCCCGCUAAGAACCACCUCGAGUUCUCGAGCGCUGAGAACGUCAUCAAGCAGCUGUAAAUGCACCAAUAGACAUGGAAAUUGCGGCGUGUUAGAUGGAAGGCGCAGAUAUAUUUGAUGGUGGGGUAAUAAACGGCUUGCAAAGCUCGACAUAGAACUAGAAGUUUCCACCUUAUUAGAAGAAAUACAAUGCACUUACGAAGCUAUGAAAAAUGAGAAAAACCAAAUAUCCCUAUGCCGUUGUAAUUUGUAUGAUGUCAGCCAAAACUACUGCAAGACAGCACCUUAAAAUUUUAGCAUUUGGCUACCCCAUAUUCUUCUUUCUAUGAUCUACGUGAAUCCAUGCGUUCUUGGUGAUUUUCUCUGGUUCUAUUGGUGUGUGC
Messenger RNA from Aspergillus wentii DTO 134E9, 1046 nucleotides. Its product is annotated as peroxiredoxin family protein. Gene Ontology annotation, cellular component: cytoplasm; mitochondrion; peroxisome. Lineage: Eukaryota; Fungi; Ascomycota; Eurotiomycetes; Eurotiales; Aspergillaceae. Gene Ontology annotation, molecular function: thioredoxin peroxidase activity. The transcript has 5 exons. Gene Ontology annotation, biological process: hydrogen peroxide catabolic process; cell redox homeostasis; cellular response to oxidative stress. The record is from RefSeq and is a predicted model, not a curated record. Bases 217 to 723 code for a protein of 168 amino acids.